Protopolystoma xenopodis is the source of this 330-nucleotide messenger RNA. NCBI's taxonomy places the organism in Eukaryota, Metazoa, Platyhelminthes, Monogenea, Polystomatidea, Polystomatidae. The record is from the annotation of a GenBank genome assembly.
AUGCAACACUUUGCCGAGGAUUUCCAACAGUUACAGCCCCACCAUCCAUCUCAUACACGGUGCCAUCCCGUUGGCUCAAUUCCGCCUCUAGGCGAGUCUCCCCUCCCUCUACUCUCCACCCCUACCCUAUCCACCGUCCAAGAUGGCGUUCAAACUCGCAUCACACCAUGUUCACGGAAAGAAGAGACCUGCUCUGUCCACCGGCCCCCAUCUACUCUCGUGACUGCUGUUUCUGCCUGGCCGGCCGGGCUUCGAGCAUGUGGGCCCAGGCUGGGCAAGAAUAUAAUAGCUCAUGUGAGAGCGCGAGGUGUAUUCCCUCUGGUUGCAUGA